GAUAACGCGCGUCGACCGGCCGCGAUGACGAAUCGCGCCACGAACGAAAGUGACCGGUUUAACACGGCUCGUCUCUGGAACUUUAUGCUUUCUUGACACCGGCGUCUUCUGAGGAUCGUUCGGGACGCGCGACGCGUCGAGCCACGAGGGCACGAACUGUGACUGCAGGCCACUCCAACGCCGCUUCGAAGAAGCAAAGGCGCUGGCGUCUCGGGGCGUAGCAUGUCCUGGUGAUGCUGUUGGUGUCCCAUGUCAGAGUGUACCAAACCAACAUGGAGAAGACUAGAUGAAACACCAAACCUGCGGAUAGCCUAUUGGAUGGUGGCAUUGGUGUCCAUAGUCUUGGUGCCUAGCCAGAGCAGCGCCCAGUGUACGUAGCCAACCCAUCUUGGCACAUGGUGCUGCCUCAGCUUCCCGAGGAACGUGUUCUGCAAUUAUUCAUAGAAUGUGGUUUAUUUUGAAGCUCUACGGCUGAUCCCAAACUUCAAGUCUGCUAUACAUAUAAGUCUUGGCCAACUUCCUCACCUUCAUAGAGGCCCCAUUUGUCCUGACCUGAACACUUCACAGCAUUGGACAACCUCGCUGGAGGAAAGUGGAAGAGAAAAUAUCAAGAGAAGCGAGGAACACCAGCGACGCACCAAGACCCGAAGCAAGGUCGAUAUCAAGAAAUCCUUAACUGGCCUCUCAAAACCAAUCUGUGCCUUCGUGAUACCUGCUGUCGAAGCUGAAUUCCCUUUCAAGCCACCGAAAAGCGCCCGACUGAGUUCAUUGCCUUUGCAAUGUGCACCUAAGGUGCUAUGCGUUGCUAUAAGCACCUUGAGAGUACAUCAUCUUGUUGUCUUCUGAAGCAUAGUGACACUACAAAUGUCUGUGUCGCUGACUGAAUCCGUUGGUGACAUCGAUGAGCACUGCAGCAUGAUGUAAACACUAAACACCAGCGUUGCGAAUUUUUUUAUUCUAAUGCCCUUCGUGAGCGCACUUGGCGGAUUUCAGUGAUUCCCGUAACUUUUCAGUAUGUAUAGUUCUAAGAAAAGAGCUGCUCGAACAAAUAACAUGGGAAAGCAGAGUAUUCUGAUCAGAUUCAUUGUGUUCAUUCUUAUCGAAGGAAUGCAGUAAGUGCCUAAAAACUCUUUAUAAAAGAAGAACACAAAGGAAUAGAACACCGCUCUUCACUGUCGGGUGUGAAAAACAGUUUUGCGCUUCCUAAGCAGACUUUUUAUAAAUAUUUUUAGAGCUUCAUCCAAAAAAAUACAGUUCUUAAAUUAACUUAUGACAAAUCAUUUGUCGAACAAUCAUCCUGACAUUGUGGAUCACAUUUCGACUAACCAGAGUCUUGCUAUGGCUGUGCGAAAUAUGAACCUUGAAUGUAUAAUACCCAUUUUUGCCGAAAGGACUGAGAACUUGCAAGACCCACGGCUCAACCGUAACUUCUCUGAAGGGCGCAGUCAACUCCAAGAACAUUGUUUGAAACCGGUGCGUUUCGGUCUUUGUCCUCAAGGGAAUGUGGACAACAAUCUUCAACCAGAAGCAUACUGUAAUCGAGAAUGGCCACUUGCGCUGGUCGACAUUAUGGAAUGUUCCGGAGCAGAUGACAAUUCAAAAGCAGAACAUUGUUUGCCUACGCUUCGUGCACACUCGGACAUUCCAUUUCUCUCGCCUACAUUUUCACCAGAACCAUCGUCACCUGAACCCGAGUGUCAUUCGCCAGAUGUAAAGUCAGAAAAUGGCAGUAGCUCCAUGCUCGAGCACAGUUCUAAUCAUGGAGGGCAGGCUCAUCCUAUUGCUGCAGAAAAGGAGUCGCUUGGAAACAGUCGCCCUAACUCGCCAUCCUGCGAGGUUGGCGAGUUAAGCGAGCCCAAUCCCACUGGUGGCACACACCUGUAUGAGCGUCAAAAUAAUCAGCUCGCCAAUGGCACUGUACUUGACAUUGGACAUAUUCGCAGAACACAGUAUAGUAGCAAUACUGUCAUCUCUUGGCAGAGUCGGCUCGAUAUCACCUUCUCUAGCGAGACAGGGCGAAGCUACCCAUGCGAACAAAAUAUGUGGCCUGGGCGCAUAAUACCCCUUAAUCCUGUGACUGAAGAGAGACUGCAAGACCCCCGACUUGCACCUACUGUGUUCCGCAGUGCUUUUGUUGGGCAGUUUACCUUUAGACAGGCUGACUUUCAAAGCAGUCAGCGUGAGUGCGUCGCCUUCGCCCGAGAGUUCAGUGAUGGUAAAAUCACUAGGUUUUCGCCAGCAGACAACAGAGUAGCUGAUUUUGCCGACACCUCUGGCCGUCAGUCUAAUGGAAUUGCCGGUGCUACCCCUGCAGAAAACCACGUGCAAGAUAGCGUUCAUAUCAAGCGUGAAUCGCAAGAAAUUGGCGCGCUAGAAGAAAAAAACAAGAACGAAGCCAGGCCCUCGCAGGCCCAAAUUGAACAAUGGUUAGCAGCGAACCAAAGGCUGUGGGGCCACUGUUUCAUACAGUCGCCAGAGGCACCAUCAGAGGAGCUGCAGUCAGCCUAUUCUCCAAGCUCUGUGUUAUCACCACUAUUCUCGCCGGAUGUCCUCUUGUCGCCCUCCUCACCGUCUUCUCCAAUAGAAAGACAGCCGCCUGACAGCAACAAACAAGCACCAGCUGAAAGCGAGCUAGUGCUGUCUGAGCAGAAAAGUCAAGCACACCCUCCUGAGCAAAACUGUGAACCAACGCCAGCAGGACCAGAGCCGUCCCAAGCUCUCCCUCAAAGAUGUGACUCCGAGAGCAUCCCUCAUUGGCCUCCGGCGGCCUACUGGUCUCCGCUGCAACCAUCGUGGCCGCAUAUGUCGUCAGCACAAAGAUCAUUGUAUGUGGCUAGAACUCAUCCACCAACACCAUUUGUGGCACAAUCAGAGGGGCCUCUUUUUGCAGCAGAAGCUCCCGUAACAGUCCAAUCAGCAAAACCUGUGGGGCACUCGCUGCCUUUGCUGGCACCGAACGGGCCAGCAUACCCUUCAGUCUUCCAGCCAACUCGGCAAGGGCUACUACAGCACCCGGAGUGUUAUCCAGCACCGCCUCCAUUUUUGCCACCAUCGCAAGAACAAGUGCCCCUUUUAACAUCAGUGCCUCAUCAGCCACCAGAAGAGCACACGUUUUCAUUUCUGCCUACCCAGCUGCAAGUGCGUUCUGCGCAUUUACAGCCACCGGCCUAUUACGACCCUGCUCCGGUUGCGCCACCAGCAUUACAGACACUAGCAGUGCCACAAACUCUAGGAACAGAAAGUAGUAUACUCACAAAUGCAGCCAGAAGCGGACACACUGAUGGGAACAUUAGCGCAACAACAAAUCGAAUAUUCAUAUGGAGAUGCACAAAUGUCAGAAGCUGGAUCAGAGGUCAAGCCGCAAACUCCUCCACGAGAACUGGCCUUGGAAUAUCAACAAACGCAGACAGAAUCAGAUUCACAACUUGAACCAUCAUUGCCACCACAAGGCUGCUGUUCAUCUGAGUAUCCACAAAUUGAAGCGCGGACGGAGGAAGAGCUUGUGGCAGAGGCGCCACAGUGGCAAGAAGUGUCAUAUGUAAAGCAAGAUGGGACACUUGAAGUUAUGUAUGUACUAAAUGGGGCACAUGCUGGGACACCAGAAGAUUCGCCUCAAGGAGAACAUUACAAUUCUGAAUCGGAGGUCAAGCCGCGAGCUCCUCUGCUAGAACUGCCCUUGGAAUAUAAACAAAUGCAGACAGAAUCAGAUUCACAACUUGAACCAUCAUUGCCACCACAAGGUGGCCAUUCGUCUGAGUAUCCGGAAAUUGAAGCGCAGACGGAGGAAGAACUUGUGGCAGAGGCGCCACAGUGGCAAGAAGUUUCAUAUGUAAAGCAAGAUGGGACACUUGAAGUUCUGUAUGUACAAAAUGGGGCACAAGCUGGGACACCAGAAGGUUCGCCUCAAGGAGAACAUUACAAUUAUUCUGAAUCGGAGGUCAAGCCGCGGGCUCCUCUGCUAGAACUGCCCUUGGAAUAUAAACAAAUGCAGACACAAUCAGAUUCACAACUUGAAUCAUCAUUGCCUCUACACGGCGGCCGUUCAUCUGAGCGCCCACAAACUGAAGUGCAGACGGAGGGAGAACUUGUGGCAGAUAUGCCGCAGUGGCCUUCACAAGAACUGCUCUUGGAAUAUCAACAAAAGCAGGCACAAUUAGAAUCACAGCUUGAGCCGUCAUUGCCACCACAAGGUGGCCAUUUGUCUGAGUAUCCACAAAUUGAAGCGCAGACGGAGGAAGAACUUGUGGCAGGGGUGCCACAGUGGCAAGAAGUUUCAUGUGUAAAGCAAGAUGGGGUACUUGAAUUUCUAUAUGAACAAAAUGGGACACAAGCUGGGACACUACAAGAUCCUCUUCAAGGAGAACAUUACAAUUAUUCAGAAACGGGACCCCAAGAAGAAUGUUCUUACGAACAACCAUAUUGGCAAUCGAACACAGAAUCGGGGUUUGCACAACUAGCUCCACCCGAAUAUUCAGAAAUGCAACCUCCCAUAGAAUCGCACCCUGCUGCUUUACUGCCGCAACUAGAAAUUCCAUCUGAACAUCCUGAAAUGCUGCCACAAGCAGAGUCAGGCUUUGAUCAACAAGUGCCACCUCAAGGACAUUCAUUUCACUAUCUGCAAACACAGCCGGAAGGAGAGUUUCAACGAGCCCCGUUGCAUGAAACAAUUCAGCACAGUUGCACAUCUAUGUAUCAGCAAGCUGCCGCGUUUUCUGCAACAUCGGUACCUUGGGCAGAGGGACCACUGUUUACAUAUCCCAACAUGUAUCAGAGUCCAAAGUCAGUAUCUGCUCCCACAAUACCGUCCUCGGAAGCGCAUUUAUUUGUACACAUGCAUUCACAACGAGAAUCGUUGCCUGCUGUGAGUGUGAAACCUUUAGGAGAACCUCACUUCCUACAGCCCACUACAAGGACACAAGGAGAGGUAAUGCCAUCGUCAGUACAACUUCCGUGUACAGCGCCAAUGCAGCCUCUCCUCCGACAGCCAAUGUCAACAUCGACGGCCCCUUGUUUACAACUGUGCUCAGGACUGCAGCAACUACAAUGUUGGCCUACGCAACUGAUGUACCCUGUUCCAUCAGGGCAACCACCGAGACAGCCCGUGCCAUCACCACCGUUAACCCCACUUUGCACUGGACUUGUAGCUGCCCCUCGAAGUUCUGCACUCUGGCCGCUUCCUGCGAUGCAUUGCCUGACCCAGCAGUGUUCAUCGCAUGAAACUUCUCCGGGUGUGACUGUUUUACCAGGUCCAGAUGGACCACCGACCAGACCGGUCUCCGCUUUGACGACCUUUCAUUUACCAUCGCCGGCUUUGCAUCCAUCACUUGAAGUAGCGCCUAUGCCGCCGUUGCCGACUUCCCCGCCACCCAGCAAACCACCUCCACCGUCGAUGCCUCCGCCGCCAAAUUCGCCACCGCCUGACCGACCUCCGUCGCCGCCUCCAUCACCGCCACCAAACUCCCGAAGGCGCAGAAGACCCCCCCGGCUGCCUACCCCUCCACCUCCGACGCCAUUACGGCCCUUUGAGUCACCAAGUUCAUCACUACGCCAGUCAAAGCAGCGUGAGAAAAGUCGCUCCAGGAGUUCUUCGCCCUCGCGUUCGCCACAUUCCAAGUACCCGAUAUGGGCGCCGAGUCAUAAGAGAUCCUCCUGCACAAAAUACAAGGGUCACAAGCGCUCGAGAAAGUCCUCCAAGAGUUCUAGAACCACCCGGUGACCGCCUGAGCAGGUUAGCUAACCAAGACAUCUGAACAACGCUCUCAAGACCCAGCAGCUUUGAGGGACCUGAUUCAUUCUCUCUAAGAUCAGUGGCACUGUCUUAAUUAGAGACAAAGGCAUUUGUUAAAUCUUUUUGUAAUUCUGUGCACAUUCCGACUGUUAUUCCAACGACGUAUUUCUUCCGGAGAGGACAGUAUGAUCGAAGGUUAUAUGUGAACAACUGCUUAGCUUUCUAGCUUCGUUAUUGACACAGUUAUUGGCAGAGCCAGUCAGCUUAUGUUAUACACUUCAUGCAUUCCGUUUCUUUUCAAGGCACAAAAUUGCAAGUGCCGUAUCACAAAGCUGUAUACUUUGUGCACACCAGCCCUCGACAUUAGCGCAACAGUUCUUUCUUCCAGCGCUAUUCUUAAUCUGCAGAAUCAUUUCGAUGAUGUACUGUUUUCAAUGCAAGCCACAGUAGCGACCUGUAGUGAUAUUGCAAAGGUGGCAUCUUCCACCUUUACAUAUAUUAUCACUUCUGCGUGUGUGUCAGUUUACUGACUAGAACAGUUUCCCUGUGGUAUCAGAGCAGCAACGUUAGCAUAUUGUGGUUCUUCACACGGAACUUUUCCUAAGUGAUUGAUGCAGUGUUCUUGUAGGCUGAUGCUAAAGCGUAGCCAAGUCAGGUAGUCAGGUGUUUCUAAAGAGACUGCCAGAGUAACAGCACCGGUGGACAUCUUCCUUGUGGUGUCAGUUAAGUCAUUGACUGUACUUAAUGGGAAUCUCCUGUGCUUGUUUCCUUAACUGCCAUUUUUUACUUAGGCUAAAUGAACUUUGAUAAAGGCAGAUGGCAGUAGGGUCUUUUUUUUUCAUUACUAAUUUACAGAAGGUAUUGCUUUGUGUUGUGGUUUUCGCUCAAGAGAAGUGUCCCAGUGCAGGAGCACCUUAGAGUUCGGGUCUUGGAAGUGCUUGUUUUUCAGGUAUUCCUUGACGUCGAUCAUUAUUUGUAUGUGUAUAGUCAUUUUUUGCCCAAGUACCUGUGACUUAUUGUGAUAAUGUAGCCAUGGACCAGUGUUUUAAAAUGAGCCACCUAAACCAAAUAUGUGUAAAAUCUAGUCACUGCUUUCAUAACUUUUUUCCAGUGCUUUUCUUAAUCUGCAGAAUCAUUUCGAUAAUAUUUUACUUUUUUCACUGCCAGCCACAUUAGCGACCUGUGGUGAUAUCACAAAGGUGAAAGAUGCCGCCUUUACAUAUAUUAUUGCUUCUGCUUGCGUGUCAGUUUACUGACUAGACCAGUCAGGGUCCCUAUGGGAUCAGAGCAGCAACGUUAGCAUAUUGUGGUUCUUCACAUGGAACCUUUCCUAAUUGAUGCAGUGUUCUUAUAGACUGAUGUUAAAGCGUAGCCGAGUCAGGUUUUGCUACAGAGAUUGCCAGAGUAACAACGCCGGUGAACAUCUUCCUUGUGGUGUCAGUGAAGUCAUUGACUGUACUUGAGGUUUCCUAAUGGGAAUCUCCUGUGCUUGUUUCCUUAACUGCCAUUUUUUUUACUCAGGCUAAAUUAACUUUGAUAAAGGCAGAUGGCAGUAGGUUUCUUUUUUUAUUACUAAUUUACAGAAGGAAUUGUUUUGUGUUGUGGUUUUUGCUCAAGAGAAGGGAAUGUCCCAGUGCAGGAGCACCUUAGAGUUCGGGUCUUGGAAUUGCUUGUUUCUCAGGUAUUCCUUGACGUCGAUCAUUAUUUGUAUGUGUAUAGUCAUUUUUUGCCCAAGUACCUGACAGUGGCUGUGAUUUAUUGUGAUAAUGUAACCAUGGACAAGCAUUUGUCUUUUAAAAUGGGCCUCAUAAACCAACUAUGUGUAAAAUCUAGUCACUACUUUCAUAACCUGUAAGUGUUUGUGUAGAUGUUGUGAUCCUUACUCGGUUUUAACAAAUGUGAAUGGGAAAAUACUGGGAAUACCCAUUGAAGGGAUGCUUGAAACAAGUGCCUGCGUAAACAACUCUACUGACCUAGACGUCGAAAAGGUGGAUGUCGCUGCAAUAUGUAGUCGCCUUGAAUGUUAGUAAGGUUUGCCGGUUGUAGCGCACUAGCGUAUCAUGCUUCAGUCUAUACUGCCUAAAAGUGCUGCUUCUUUGUUCUGCCUUUCAUACUGUAUACUCACGCAUAUAAUGUUCUGUCGCACUGUACCAGUCCUCAUUCUCUAUCUUCUGGAAGAAGUUUUGUACUGUUUGUUCUGCCCCUACUCUCGCGAAAAGCAACGCAGAAUAUUUAUGCAAUAAAAAAUGUUUUCAUUCA
This is a messenger RNA of Dermacentor silvarum, 7987 nucleotides long. RefSeq names its product protein enabled homolog. The record is from RefSeq and is a predicted model, not a curated record. The transcript is spliced from 5 exons. The coding region runs from base 1270 to 3429 and encodes 719 amino acids. Lineage: Eukaryota; Metazoa; Arthropoda; Arachnida; Ixodida; Ixodidae.